AUGCGAAUCUGCACAUUCACCAGACAUCAUCGCCUAGCAAAACUCGCGGCUGCUCUUAUAGCCGGUUACCUCUUCUGUACAUAUGUCCUCCAAAAUGGCACAGAAUUUGUCCAAUCUGAAUGCGAGGUUGUUGAGCCAAACACUAUAUUUUCGGUAUCGUCAUUAAAUCAUUCAAAAUCCUUCCGCUUUUGGCGCAUGCCUGGUUCCGAAAAAACGUUGCUAGAUGAUGACGCAUACAGCACUCCCGACAACAUAGCUGAAUCGCUGAAACGCAUAGCCAACAUGCAUAAGAUGUCCAGUGUUAACUGUCACGCACUAUUCAACGACGUACAAAGGGAUAUAGAACACGCAAAGAGGACAAAUGAAAAGAUACGCACUCCAUUAGAUGAUUGCUCAUAUUUGCCUUUAACUGUUGAUUGCAGGACUUUUGUGGCUUCCCGUGGAUAUAUUCUCUCGCCUUUAACCGAGGAGGAAGAAGAAUUUCCUCUUUCGUUCUCAGUACUGGCAUAUAAGGACGUUGAGAUGGUGGAAAGACUUCUGAAGGCCAUAUAUAGCCCCCAAAAUUAUUAUUGUAUUCACAUAGACGAAAAGUCGCCGCAUUCCUUCUACCAGUCCGUGGCUUCCAUUGCUAAAUGUUUUCCUAAUGUGUUCAUCGCUAGUCGAAGGAUAGAUGUUCGGUGGGGCUGGUUUAGUGUGUUGGAGCCCGAGCUUCAGUGUAUGAAAGAGCUGUGGAGAUACCCCAAGUGGAAAUAUUUCUUCACCCUGACAGGCCAAGAGUUUCCAUUGAAGACCAACUUUGAACUGGUGAAGAUUCUGACUGUUUAUGACGGAGCUAACGACAUCGAAGGAACGAUUAGGAAGGAUUUCGUUGGCUACAUACUGCAUAAUAAAACUGCUAAAGAAAUUCUGCACUGGGCUAAGACGUACACAUUUGUUCCGGACGAAACUUACUUUGCCACUCUUAACUACAACCCGCAGUUGGGAAUCAGAGGCGCUUACAAAGGUGAACCGGAAACUGACGAUGUCAUCAACCCCUUUCUCACACGCUUCAAAAACUGGGGUAGAUUUCAAUGCGCCAGCGGACAAUUCGUUCGAAAUAUAUGCAUUCUGACUUUAGGUAAUAAUUAUUAUUAUUUUGUUUUUUUUUUUUUAAAGCUGUAUUACCAAACAUCAAAAAUAACAAUUAUGUGUCCUCUUCACAAUUAA
Candidula unifasciata is the source of this 1206-nucleotide messenger RNA. The record is from the annotation of a GenBank genome assembly. Lineage: Eukaryota; Metazoa; Mollusca; Gastropoda; Stylommatophora; Geomitridae.